AUGAGAUUUCAGCAUAAUUUUUUGGUAUUUUUUUUAAUCUUUGCAAUGAGUCUUCUUUUUAUCAUGGAACAGAAGCCAGUUAAUUCCCCCAGGAAAAGAAAAUUACACAGACACCACUGCUUCUGGAGGAGAUGCGUUUCACUCCACGCCUGA
Molecule: messenger RNA, 153 nt
Organism: Alexandromys fortis (reed vole)
Lineage: Eukaryota; Metazoa; Chordata; Mammalia; Rodentia; Cricetidae
Product: apelin receptor early endogenous ligand-like
Exons: 1
Coding region: 1-153 (50 amino acids)
Biological process (GO): heart development; apelin receptor signaling pathway
Molecular function (GO): apelin receptor binding
Source: RefSeq, a predicted model, not a curated record